This is a messenger RNA of Saccostrea echinata, 1233 nucleotides long. RefSeq lists its product as uncharacterized. The record is from RefSeq and is a predicted model, not a curated record. The transcript has 2 exons. The coding region runs from base 1 to 1233 and encodes 410 amino acids. Gene Ontology annotation, molecular function: nucleic acid binding. NCBI's taxonomy places the organism in Eukaryota, Metazoa, Mollusca, Bivalvia, Ostreida, Ostreidae. Gene Ontology annotation, biological process: DNA integration.
AUGAAUUCCAAUGGAGCCAAACCAUCUCUUAUCAGACAACUUCGUCUAUUUCUUGAUACUGAUGGAUGCAUACACUGUAGAGGUAGGAUUUGCUAUGCCAAAAUAGACAACGAGACAAAGAACCCUUAUUUACUUCCAAAGAAGGACACUGUUACACACUUGAUCAUCAGAGACGCUCAUCAGCGGAGUGGCCAUUCUGAGCUACCGCCUUUACCCUAUUUUCGUACAGAGGAAUCAACGCCAUUCACUACUACGGGAGUAGACUUCACUGGAGCUUUAUUCGUCAAGGAACGGAGCCGAAGACAAUCCAGAGCUUAUAUUUGCCUAUUUACAUGCGCUAAUACAAGAGCAAUUCAUCUAGAGACAGUCAAUGAUUUAUCCGAACAGUCAUUUUUACGGGCGUUCCGUAGAUUUGCAAGCCGAAGGUCCGUGCCUAAGAUAAUCAUCUCAGAUAAUGCACCAACUUUCAAGUCCGCAGCGAAUUACCUGCAACAACUAUUUGAAUCUAAAACUAUUAAAGAAGAACUCGCAAAUAUGGGAGUUAAUUGGAAAUUCUUUCCAAAGGCAGCUCCAUGGUAUGGAGGUUUUUGGGAACGACUCAUAGGAAUUACCAAAUCCACACUGAAGAAAAUAAUCGGCCGUUCAUACAUCGAUUUAGAAACCUUACAAACUGUAGUCACAGAGGUUGAAGCGAUAGUAAAUGACCGUCCGUUAACAUACGUUUCAUCGAACCUCGAGGAUCCAGAGCCAUUAACACUAUCACAUUUGCUGUACGGAAGAAGACUGACUUCCUUCCAAUACCCAACAGAGGACCCAGAGAAUUCAAACGACUGUCAUUCAUUGACAUGUCGUCGUCUAAACCAACGAUUGGAUAAUCAGAAUACUAUUUUAAAUCACUUUUGGAGCCGCUGGAAGAGAGAAUAUUUGACAUCACUGAGAGAGUACCAUACAUCAAAUGGAAGAAGGUCGCAGAAUAUUAAAGUCGGUGACAUUGUCCAAAUCCAUGAGGAGAAACCUCGGAUCAUGUGGAAACUAGCUGUCGUGGAGGAACUCAUACAGGGGAGAGACGGAUUCGUCAGAGCUGUCACUUUACGGACCAAAAAUGGACUUACCAAUAGACCAAUUUUGAAACUAUAUCCAAUCGAAGUGAAUGAGAACGAACUUCAAAUACAAUCUUCUGAUCGAGUAUCAAAAACAAAAGCCAAAGAAAGAAUCAGUGAAUGGACCUCUUAA